Messenger RNA from Photinus pyralis (common eastern firefly), 1659 nucleotides. Its product is annotated as UDP-glucuronosyltransferase 2B2-like. Bases 34 to 1533 code for a protein of 499 amino acids. Gene Ontology annotation, molecular function: UDP-glycosyltransferase activity. The transcript has 4 exons. The record is from RefSeq and is a predicted model, not a curated record. NCBI's taxonomy places the organism in Eukaryota, Metazoa, Arthropoda, Insecta, Coleoptera, Lampyridae.
AAAUUCCAUUUUUGUAGUAAUAAAGAUCCGAUAAUGCUGUACGUUAACAUAGUCCCGGUUCUGCUAUUCUUGGCAAAUUGUGAUUGUGCCCGAAUUCUGAUCGCAAUUUCGUCACCGUUCGUCGAACACCAAGUAACCUUCCAGGGACUAUGGAGAGCGUUGUUGGGAAGGGGUCACGCAGUUACUCUGCUAACGACCCACUCCAUGAACGAUAAGAGCUACUCACACCUGCAAGAGAUAGUCUGGCACGAGAGUGUUACCUUGGAUAAAGUGGACCGGGAGUCUUUCAUCUCGGCGUAUUACAACUACGACUCGGUGCUCAAAACCCUAGAUUCGGAGUUGAACCACACCAAGGUCAUUGAAUUACUAAACGAAGACCGAGAGUUCGACCUGGUAAUUACAGAGUACCAAGCACCGGUUCUUUACGCCUUGGCCGAAGUGUACAACUGCCCCUUGAUCCUGGUUUCCACUACGGACUUGAGAUCGUUCAUGUACUACGAUCUUAACAAUCCCUCUCACUCGGCGUACAAUCCAGACUUCCUACUGCCUUACAAACACCCGCUCAGCUUCCUCGAACGCUUUAUCAGCGCUGGAGUUCUCUUCGCGAACAAGCUUUACUACAACCUGAUUGUAGCUAAACAAGAAACGGCCCUAAUCCGUAAGCACUUCGGGUCCAAGUUUCCGACAGUUGAAGAUCUACGAGACAGGAUUAGUGUCGUUUUGGUCAACCAGAACCCGAUCCUCGGACACAUACGUCCUCUCAUCCCGACGAUUGUGUCUAUUGGAGGCGCCCUAAACAUUCAACCGCCGAACUUCUUACCGGAGGAAUUCGACGCCUUCAUGAGGAAAAGCCCGAGUGGAGUUAUUUACGUGAAUUUAGGCCCAGUUAGUUCCAGCGCGCUCCGCAUCAUACUGAAGUCACUUGGGGAGCUCUCGUACAAUUCUAUAGUGCGAUAUGAUGGAGAAGUUAAGAGCGAGCCGGAGAAUGUGCUAGUUACCCAGUCGGUCUCUCAGCAGGAUGUGCUAAGGCACCCGAAUAUCAAGUUGUUUGUAACACAUGGCGAGCUGGAAGCCGUCGAGGAAGCCGUUUAUUUUAAAGUGCCGAUGCUUAUGCUACCGAUGCAUCGCGAUCAAGAAGCGAUGGUUCGUAGUGUGGUUCCUAGAGGAGCUGCAUUGUCGUUGAACAUCAACAGCUUAAAAAAAAAGAAGUUCAAGGCGGCCAUGCUGGAUCUCUUGGAGAAUAUAGAGUAUCGAAAGAAGAUGAUGUACUUGCAUGAGUUGGUUCACGAUCAGCCAGUAGGUGGCUUGGAGGUUGCUGUAUGGUGGACGGACCAUGUAAUAAGAAACAAGGGAACAAAACACUUAAAAACCCAGGGGCAGGAUAUACCAUUGUACCAAUACCUUUACUUGGACGUCAUCGGAGUUCUGCUGUUCGUCUUCUUUACGAUUUUGUUUCUAAUGUACCUUGCCUUGAAGGUUUCCAUUUAUUUGAUUCGACGAGGUUUCUUCCAAAAGAAGGAGAAGGUGCAGUAAUCCUAAACUGCAGCAUCCACAUAUUAGUUGUAUUACCUUUCUAUUUUCCUUACCUUUAAGCUAGAGGUAGACUUUGUAGUGUUUAGCGUUUUACUGUUAAUAAAAGUGCAGUUUCAAAGGAAAAAA